AUGGCCGGCUUCUUCUCACUAGACGGCGGAGCCGAAAUAAAUCCGGACGCCAGCUGGCUUCUUUUCCGGCAACAUCAAGAGAACCCAAACCCCGAGAGAGUCGGAUUCGAGCUCUGGCACCCAAACCCUAGCUACCAUGAGGAAGAAAGCAGGUUCCUCCUCCAGGAUCUGUACACGGUGGGUUCCGGCUACAAUCCGCCGGCGCCGGCGCCGGCGAGAGGGGGUUUGCUGAUGGUGAGGGGUGGGGUGAGCUGUCAGGACUGCGGGAACCAGGCGAAGAAGGACUGCGCUCACAUGAGGUGUCGAACCUGCUGCAAGAGCCGAGGGUUUGAUUGCCAGACUCACGUGAAGAGCACGUGGGUCCCGGCAGCCAAGAGGAGAGAGAAACAGCAACAACAAAUGGCCGUCUUACGGAUAGGCGGGAAAAGGCAUAGAGAUGAUGAUGGUGAUGAUGGUGGUGAAGGGGGUUCGAGUUCCCUUAUGUGCACGAAUGGGCCGCCAGGAAUGGAGGUCGGCAUUUUCCCACCGGAAGUGAGCUCGGAGGCCGUUUUCCGGUGGGUGAAGGUGGCGGGCAGCGGCGGGGACCACCACGCGUAUGAAGCGACAGUCAAUAUCUCCGGCCACAUUUUCAAGGGAAUUCUCUACAAUGAGGGAACCGAGAGCCAGUACGUGGCGGCAGCCAGAGAGAUCUCGUCCGGAAGUGCCACCGGAGGCGGCGGCGGAGGUGGCGGCUCAGCCUCACCUUUUCUUGACCCUUCUUGGUAUACCCAGCCGCCGAUCAACAGUCGUUUCCAGUGAGAAAAACGUUCAAAAAAAAUAAUAUUUAUAUAAAUAACAUAUAUAUAAGGA
Striga asiatica is the source of this 849-nucleotide messenger RNA. NCBI's taxonomy places the organism in Eukaryota, Viridiplantae, Streptophyta, Magnoliopsida, Lamiales, Orobanchaceae. The record is from the annotation of a GenBank genome assembly.